This is a messenger RNA of Eremomyces bilateralis CBS 781.70, 4312 nucleotides long. RefSeq lists its product as uncharacterized. The record is from RefSeq and is a predicted model, not a curated record. The annotation marks the transcript as partial. Gene Ontology annotation, cellular component: Atg1/ULK1 kinase complex; extrinsic component of membrane; phagophore assembly site membrane. The transcript is spliced from 3 exons. Gene Ontology annotation, biological process: autophagosome assembly; piecemeal microautophagy of the nucleus; autophagy of peroxisome. NCBI's taxonomy places the organism in Eukaryota, Fungi, Ascomycota, Dothideomycetes, Eremomycetales, Eremomycetaceae. Gene Ontology annotation, molecular function: molecular adaptor activity; protein kinase binding.
AUGUCGCUUUCACUCUUCAUCGCGCAUAGCGGCGAACAACUACGCGCCGAUCCGGUGUCCAUAGGGUCCCUCGAUGCUCUGAAACGUUGGAUCCAUGAGGCUACACGGAUACCGGGAGAGGACCAGAUCCUGUUAACAUCUCGGGGGAAACACGUCAAGCUACAGACGCUACUCACUGAGAAAGAGCUCUUCAUCUACGACCGUGAACUAUUCACCCAUCCGAAGCAGGCGGCCCAGAACGUCCCCGAAUCUCCGGCGCCAGAACCCUACAUACCAACCGAUCCUCCGGACACGCUUGCCAAUCAAACCAACUUGAAGUCAUGGCAGACCCUCUUUGCGUCGCGCCGCGACUGGGCGCUGGAGCUGACGCGCGACUGCAAGUCCAUGGCCCAGACCGCUGAGCGCCACUUCACGCAGCAAUCGAUCGUCGAACGGGGCCUGCAUAUCGCGACCGGCAACCAUGAACCGCACGUUCGCGGCUUGGAACGAAAAUGCCAGGAAGCACGGGAAUGGUUUAAGGAUGUAUCGAAGGAACAUCGAGAGAACGUGGAUACCUGGGAGGCAGAUGUGGACAAGUUGACACAGAUCGGUGCCGUGGAAGACUUCCGGUAUUACCUGAGCGCUGCUCCGUCACCGGUUGCGAGCAAGCCGAGCAAGAAAUCAUCGAAUGCCACAACACCGCUAGCGUCCUUCGUAGACGUGGAUGCAACACAAAAGGCUGCGACGGCGACGAAGACUGCCACCGAUGAGUUCGCUGGACGCAUCUCAGACCUAGGGAGCAGGAUAGCCGCUGUCGCUUCAGAGUAUGAUGGGCUCAUGGAGCGACUUAACCAGUUGCACGGGAGGAGUACAAGCGGGGACAUAGGUGAGCCAGGGAAGCUUCUCGAGGAAAUAGAGGUGAUUGCGCGGAAAGUUACGACCGAUCAUGACCACGUCAUGGCCCUUCCACCAAAUCCGAAGAGUGUCGCUCAGGUUUCCAAGAUGGCUUUGCUACAUACGAGGAACCAUUUGCCGACGAUCGCAGAGUACGCCGCGGAGAUGGGUGAUGUGGUGCGCAGAGCCGUGCAUCAGAAGAAUACUGCGGUGCGGUCAAUGCUCGAGCAUAUGAAGCUCAUUGCAUCUCUGGAAGGUCGGAUAGACUCGCUCAAAAAGGAAUUCAGUGGCCUUGAGCUAUCGCCAGACAUUAUGACUGACUUUGAUACCCUUGCCUUGGUCGGAAAAUUACCCCUGCUUUACGGCAAUCUGACUAUCGAAACCGUCCGGUGCCGAGAGUGGACGGAGAAGAUGAAGCGCGAUACAGAAGCGUUGGCGGAAGACCUGGCUGGUUACAAAGAAGAGGAGAACCGCCGACGGAAGAAAUGGGUCCGAGGCAUGGGAGAAGUGCUGCGGACCGGCUCUCUGGAGAGGAAGGUACUGGGCGUUGAGGUUAACCUCCAGGGUGGUGACGAGUCCUGGCCUGCUGUAACGCGAGAAGACGUCGAAGCAUACAUUUACACUCUGAGCGAAUUAGGCGGCUUCGAUUCUACUGUGAGCACGCUCACGCAAAGCUUCAAGGACCUGGACAAACCGACCCGAUCUCAAAUCAAGCGCGCAAAGGCAUUUAAAAAUGGCUCGGUCCAUGAGGGACUCGGAAAAGGCUCCCUGAUGCUUCGAGGGGAGGAUGACAAUCGAGUCUUACGAGUCGUUAACACCAGGCUUGAAGACGAACUUCGCGGUCAGAAAUCGCGUAUUCGUAAACUGGAGGAUCUGCUACACCGACAAAGCCACAUCAACCGCCUCGGUAGUCCAGGUAGCGCCGUAACGUUUCACGGAGGGGGCCUUAAUAGCCCAUCGUUCGAUGCACCACCUACUCCGACGACCACCGCCCAACCAGCGAGGCAUGAGCUGAAGAGUCCAAGUCCACGGCAGCAUGAUGAACAUUCGCGCCGGUCGUCCAUAUCGAGCCGGCGAUUCUCGGCGAAUCAACCGGCUGAAGACAAAGCGGCCUUGGUGCGGAAGGUUCUAGCCUUGGAAAACGAACUUACUACAGUGAAAGCAGCGCAUGAAGUGCUCGAGCGAGAAUCCGCUGGCAGGACCGCCUCCGCUGCGCAAGAGCGUCGAGCAAGCGAGGAGAAGGUCUCCGAGGUCCAGCGACUCAUGGCGGAGGCAAACUCCACGAAGGAAGAUCUCAUGAAGAACAUGGACGCGCAGGCGAAGGAGUGGCAGAGUGAGCGGAAACAUUUAAUAGACGAGAUACGAAAGCUGAAGGAAGACUAUGAGGAGGAUGUUGAUAAACUUAUGGCGAGCCGAGAACAGGAGCGGGUUACACUCGAGGAGAAGGUGGAUAACACAAGAAUGGAGGGUGAAAUGAUCACGAGUGAGCUCGAGGUCCAACUCAAGAAAGUGGAAGAGAAGGCGGAGGCGAACCACGCAGUGGUCGACAAGCUAAAGGACUUGGUGCAGUUUAUCCUCCGGAGUCUCAGCCAAAAUGACGUGGAAGUACCGAUCGGAGACGAAGAGUUAAUAGUAGCAACCAGAGACAUUGUUGACGAUGUUCUGAAAACGCUUGUCGAGAAGAGCACCAGGAUCGCCGAUCAGCUCCAGGACGCUCAAAUGAACACGGCACGGGUUGCUGCUCUCGAGUCCGACGCCGCCACUCUUCGUGAGGAGGCCGAUACGCUGAUGCGAGAAAAGGAAUCCCUCAACGCCGAGCUCCAAGAAAUGAAGACGAGGUUCGACCAAGAGCAGCAAGAGCUACGUGAUCUCGCCAAGAUGCUCGAGGAGAAGCAGUCUGGCGACGCCGAAGGAGAUGCCCGGAUCAUGCGCUUGAUGUCCGAACUAGCCGAAGGCAAAUCGCACAUCAACACCCUCGACGCGAAGUUAUCGUCCACCCAACGACGCUACGAACGGCUCGUGGAAUCGUUGAGGGCGGAUGGGGCGCGCUUGGACGCACGUGCGGAUCGUGCGAGGCAGUUGACACGGAAGCUUUUCACCAGCACGGAGCGCUUGAAUCGGCUGGUGGAAACCCUUGGCUUUACCGUUGGCCAACCGGAUGAGAAGGGGAAUCUGAUCAUUCAACGCGCAUCGAAAGUCUCGUCGUCCGGAGUAUUGGCUGAUGGUUCCGUCGUCAGUACCGUGUCGGGGUCGCGCAACCUCUCGAAUCCCAGCGUGAUGAAGCGCACGCUGGAUGAACUGUCUGAUAACGGAGCGCUCGAGUGGUCGUCGGCCAGCGCGGAGGAGGAGGAGGCGUCCAAGUUCGCGAAUUAUUUGAGCGCUAUCGAGCAGUUCCCGCUCAAUGCGUUCUGCGAAGCCCUGGCGAAGCGUCAACGAGACGUCGAGCACACGGCGCGAAAAUGGCAGAAAGAGUCCCGCACAUAUCGUGAACGAGCGCAUCGCUACCAGCACGAAUCGCACGAGAAGAUCGCCUACCGUUCGUUCAAAGAGGGGGAUCUGGCGCUUUUCCUUCCGACGCGCAAUCAAACCCGCGGUGGUGCCUGGGCCGCGUUCAACGUGGGAGCACCGCAUUACUUCCUCCGCGAACAAGAGUCCCACCGUCUUAGCGGGCGAGAGUGGCUCGUUGCCCGCAUCGGCAAGAUCGAAGAGCGAGUGGUCGAUCUGAGCCCGACCAUGGAGGGAGGCAAACCUGCGACCGGCGGCCGUCGUAGGGGCACCUCGGUUGCCAGCAUGGCGUCCGAACUUGACGACGACAAUCCAUUCGAGCUAGGGGAUGGCUUACGGUGGUAUCUCCUGGACGCGCUGGAAGAGAAACCCCAUCCGCUCGGCGCGCCCAUCACGCCCCGCGCCGGUACCACCACGGUCGCGAGCGCGAACGUCGACGCGCGAGGGACGGUCGGCACGAGCAAGAAGGGCAAUGGCGAGGGAGAAGCGGCGCGCACCCUAGGCCGACUGGACGAGCGAGCGGCCGGGUCGACCCGAAGUCGGCGGAGUAGCGAGAACAGUCGACGGAGCGUGCCGCCGCCGGGGUCAUCUGCGGGACCCAAACCGUUGCUGCCGACCGAGAAUAAUGGCGAGGGAACAGCGGAAGGAAGCGCGGGGACGGAGCAGCGAGAGGGCGGAGACGUGACAAUGAAGGCUCCGCCUCGGGACACGAGGGGAGAAGAAGAGAUUCCCGCGCCGUCCACGCCGCUCAAACCGCCGCCGACCGCCGACCGCACCGCGCCCGCGCCAACGCUGACCGUGUCACCGCCCCACGCCACCCCCGAUCGCGGCUCGGCGCGGAUGUUUAGUCCGUCGGGCAAUCGCACGGGCACGCGGCAACCCAGCACCGCGUCGCCGGGACGCCGCAAUGCGUCGGCUAGUCCGACGAAGAAGG